This is a messenger RNA of Symbiodinium natans, 4764 nucleotides long. The record is from the annotation of a GenBank genome assembly. NCBI's taxonomy places the organism in Eukaryota, Dinophyceae, Suessiales, Symbiodiniaceae.
AUGUACCCAAGCCAGGCGUGCCCCCACGGCAUCAAGUGUUUCCAGCUGGACACCUGCACCAAGAUCCACCCGCCCGAGUGGUACAGCAACCGAUGUGAGGAAGGGGACCGCUGCCCGUACAGUGACUGCGACAAGGUGCACCCACGGCGCCACAUCCCGUGCAACCAGGGCGUCCGGUGCACGAAGCCCACCUGCCACUUCCUGCACCCACGUGCUUGGACAGCAGGCGCUGAAGCAGCAGGAGCAUGCCCUCAUGGCAUCAAGUGUUUCCAGCUGGACACCUGCACCAAGAUCCACCCGCCCGAGUGGUACAGCAACCGAUGUGAGGAAGGGGACCGCUGCCCUUACAGUGACUGCGACAAGGUGCACCCACGGCGCCACAUCCCGUGCAACCAGGGCGUCCGGUGCACAAAGCCCACCUGCCACUUCCUGCACCCACGGGAGAGGACGGUUCCAUUGCCCUUGCCUGCAGCAUCCUCAACUGCUGAGUCAGAGCCAGCUGUCCCUCUUGAGCAGGUGGUGAUUGUGAUGGGAGUUGUUGUUGCUUGUGACGGUGACCUGGCAGCACUGAAGUUGGACUUGGCGGAGAUGGGCAUUGAGCCACGGGCCAUUGUGCCCGGAAGGCGCCUUGUGCGACUGGAGCUGCCAACCGCCGACGAGGCCAAGGCUGCGGCCGCGAGGCUCAAUGGCAGCGAAUGCGCCGGGCAGGUUGUGACGUCCUUCUUGGCUUCGGCGCGCACGGGCAUCCACGGGGGCCAGGUGCUCUACGCCGGGGAAGGCUUUGGCAUUCGCCUCAACGACAUGGACCUGGUCCCCCAUCCCAGGUCUGCCCUCGCACUUGAUCAAGGCCUCCAAGAGGAGCUACGCAGCUGGUUGCAGUUCACGAGUGAAGCCAAGUACUUGCACAUUGCGGAGAUGGGCGAUGUGCAGGCCCAGCUGAAUUCGGAUGAGCUGCCGUCAGCCUACCGGCAAGGCUUCCAUGCCCUCCACGACAAGCGCUUCUGGCUGGAAGGUUGCGCGCCGCAGUCGAGGCUGUCGCUCGUGGGCUCAGAUGCACCGGCCGACGAAGAGGCGGACAGAUGGACCCAGGGAUGGGCCGGGCUGCCGAUGAAGCUGCGCGGAUCGGGGGGCCAUGGCGUUGUGGCUGCCUACGAGUUGCUGGAGGAAGAGCGUGAGGCCGUGGUGCUUCGGUGGAUCGCAGGCCGCUCGGUGCCGAGCCAUCCCUUCGUCCUCCUUGCCGACCGCGUCAUGCACGCGCUUUCUCGGCACGGCCCCUGGGAAGAGGUGCCAGGUCGAGGCGGACACUUCGUGCAGCCAGCCUUGCGGGAAUGGCGGCCUUCCUCCACGAGCUCUCCUGGGUUCUUGAAGAGCACCUGGCGCUGGUGGCUGGAGGGUCGCAACUUGGGCAUCGUGAGGGAGGUCUUCGAGAUGGAGACUCGAGAGGCCUCCACCGUGGUCCUCAAGGAUCUGGGCUGCACCACUCGACUGCGGCUGAGCAGUGAGGCCCUUCACAUGCAGAGGGCCGAGGGGGAGGCGUGGAUUCUGGUGUCCCAGGGCAGCUGGGCAGGCCCGGCAUGCCAAAGAUGGGACAGUGCAGCCGGCCAGGAGUUCGAGGCACACUUUGAAACGCGUGCGGCUUGGAAUGGGCCAGGGAAGGAGUGGUGGGUCGAUGGCGCAGGCGACUUUUCGGAGUUGGCGCGCAUCCACCGCCAAGUCUGCCUAGAUGCUGAGUUGGGCGCGCUGGAGCUUGAGGACUCGCGCGGCCGAGUGACCAGGGUGAACCAGCGCAAUGCGAGCACGCUGGGCACCCAGCACCCGGGCAGCUGGGCGGUGCAGCCCCAUUCCAAGUGGUUGCAGGAGGCCAUCUCCGCUGAGGAGCAGGAGGCGCGUGAGCCAUUGCAGAAGCUUUACCUUCAGCUUGAGGCACAGGACCAGGAGUACUCUGAGGCGACACGGCGUGCCGUCGGCCUCAUCAUGAGCGCCAUGGACAAGCAGGCUGCCGAAGGCCUUGUGAAGAGGCUUGGCCGAGAGCUUGCGAGGUUUCAGGCGCGGCUUCCUGCCUAUGCACAUCGGAGCCACAUCCUUCGCGCCGUUGCGCGACACCAGGUCGUGAUCCUCAUCGGUGCCACUGGGAGCGGCAAGAGUACGCAGAUCCUGCCCCUUCUGGCGGACGGUGACCUCGUCCCCGAUGGUCUCAAGAUGGUCUGCACUCAGCCUCGGAAGGUGGCCGCUCAGUCGCUGGCCAACUUCGUGGCUUCUGAGUGGGGUUGCGCGGUGGGGGAAGAUGUGGGCUUCAUAGUGGGAGGUCAGAGGAAGAUCGGGCGUUCCACCCGUAUGGUCUACGCCACGGACAAGAGCCUUUUGAACCUCAUGGUCAAGGACGAGAUGCUGCUGGACUACGGCUGUGUUGUCGUCGAUGAGGCGCAUGAGCGGAGCAUCGACACGGACUUGCUCCUCGGGAAGCUCAAGGCGGUGUGCGCUGCACGGCCGGACUUCAGGCUCAUUGUGGCCUCGGCAACGAUCGAACCGGAGCUCUUCAUGCAGCACUUUGGCAUCACCCAGGAGGAUGCGGCGGUCCGCAUCCCAGGGCGCACCUUCCCGAUCUCGCAUGUGUACAUGGAACGCCCCGCAGAUCUUGCCAAGAGGGCCGUGCACCAUGCGGUUUGCAAGACGCAAGAACUGCUGGCGCAGCCGGGUGAGGGGGACAUCCUUGUCUUCCUGCCCACGCCCGACGAUGUCAUGGAGGCUGUGAAGGCCUUGCAGAAUGUCUCGCAAACGGAUGACUCGGUGCUGGUCCUGCCUUUGCAUGGUCGCCUGCAGCCUGAAGAUCAACAGCUCGUCUUUCAAAAGGCGCGCAAGGGACAGCGGAAGGUUGUCUUUUCGACGAAUGUUGCGGAGACCAGCGUCACCAUCGAUGGUGUGGUGUAUGUCAUUGACACUGGACUGGCGAAGACUGCAUCCUUCGACGCCGUUCGGAACAUGAACACCCUCACCGUGGGGUGGAUCACCCAGGCCUCCGUUCACCAGCGUGCCGGCCGAGCAGGGCGCACGAGACCAGGUGUUGCUUACCACCUCUACGACCAGGCAGAUGUUGCGGAGAUGCCGCAGUCCGCCGAGGCCGAGAUCCUCCGCACCGAGUUGCUGGGUGCCGUGCUGCAGCUGAAGGAGCUGGGCAUCCAAGACCCGGGCAACUUCGCCUGGGUGGAGCACCCAGGAGUCAGUCGGGUGGCCGCAGCCGAAGCCGGCUUGCGGCAGCUUGGAUUCCUGGACGCGGCCGGGGCCUUGACGCUCGAGGGGCGCAAGUGCCGAGCUUUGGGCAUCGACUGUCGGCUGGCGCGGAUGCUGCUCUCUGCUGCGCGCCUGGGCGUCCUGCACCUGGCGCUGCCAGCGGCUGGGGUGCUGAGUGCUCCUGGCACGCUCUUCUUCCGAGCCGAGGGCGCCAACGAGUUUCACAAGCAGGCCCUGUGCCACCCUGCCGGCGACAUUGUCACUGCAGUCCAGGCCUUUGCUGCUUGGCGCCGGGUCUCUGACGGAGAGACCAAGGACUGGUGCCUUCGCCACCUCCUCGUGCCAAAGGUACUGAAGGCAGCAUCAAGCUUCGUGUCAUCGGUGGAGGCGACUUUUCGCAAGAGCAACCUCUUCGCUGAGGAGCAGCGUGCACUCCAGUCCAGCAUCGGCGAUGUUAAGGUGCUGCAGUGGUACGACUCCACCGAUGUGGAGAUUUAUGUGGAGGAGCUCAACCGGAGUUUCGUGGAUGCCUACAGCGACAACCUCUGUGCCGCAAACGGCCCUGAGCGAGCCGGCCUCCUCCUCGCAAAGGACGUGUCUGGCCUCCAGGAGGAAGAGGAUGACGGGUUCGAUGGGCUCUCGCCAGAUGCCGUGGUGGACCCGUGCGCAGUGUGCUUCAACUCGCUGCAGGAUGGCGGGCGCCUUGAGCGUCUUGGUUGCGGCCACAGCUUCCACAGGGCUUGCAUCGUGCCCUGGAUGCUGAGAGCUGCAUCCUGCCCGCUUUGCCGGCACGUCGAUGGCUGCAUGCCUGGUGCAGGCGGAGCAGGCAGCAGCUCCAGCGACGAUCCCCCAUCGGACGGCGCUGGCAAGGAGGGCCAAGACGGUCGGGUUGCCAGCGCGGCGAGUGCAGUGUUCCUGCACCCCUCCUCAUCCGUUCAGCGUGGGGCCUCGCCGCAGGCUGCCGGCAGAUGGGUGGCCUACCAGACGCUCACUCGCACCAGCAGGGCCUUUGUGCGGAAUGUCGCCUUGGUGGAUCCGACGUGGCCGGAGGUCACGCAGGCGGUGGACGUGGCCACCGUCGAGCGCCAAGCCAGAAACCAUGUUCGGGUGAUCCGCCUGCCAGAGAGCCAGCGGAGUCUCAUCGGCCUCUUCGUGGGCCGCCGUGGGAGUGCCUUGCAAGCUUUCGAGGCGCAGAUGAACGCCACGAUCCUGGCGCAGGAUGGCAUUGUGGAGGUCUACGCCACCCCGGAGUCCGUGGACGCCGCCGCCUGGGCCGUGGAGGAGCGCUUCCGGCUCCUGGAGGAGGAGAAGGAGGAGCGGCGCCGGGCCUGGGAGAUUGAGCAGGCGCGCCGUCAGGCGGAAAGGGAGAGGAGGCACCAGGAGUACCUUAUCCGGCAGGCUGAGCGCGAGCGGAGGCACCAGGAGUACCUGGAGCGGCAGGCCGCAAGAGAAGAGCGACAUCAGGAGUACCUGGCCCGAAGAGCUGCGCGUGCCAACCGCUCGCGGGGGCGCCCGUACUGCGGGACCCCCAUGUAG